CUUGAAUGGGAAAAAAUCAGACAGCUAGUCAGUAACAAUCGAAAACCGGCUCUGGUCAGUCUGUCGGCACUUCUAAAAGGUUGCAUUACUAGACAGCUAACAUGAAUGUGAGAAUAUUAUGGGUUCUGUGCAUCGCCGAAUAAUUUAGGUCGGGGAAGAAAGUGAUUUUAUGAACAGGUUAAUCCAUUUAGAGCUCUCUAUUCAGAGGGACCGUUCAUAAGGAAAAUGGUUCAAGAAUGGCUGAAGAUUUCGCUGCUGCUGUGUACGUUUGGAUUUUUCCGGGAAAUGCGGCCCUCGGAACCGUUUGUUUCGGAGUUCCUGUCCGGUGAAUGGCGUGACAUCGAACCGGAACAGCUGUAUCGGGAUGUGUACCCAAUCGGAACCUACACCCAUCUGGCGGUGUUGAUUGUGAUUUUUCUGGUGACAGAUAUACUGAGAUACAAAUCGAUAAUUAUUUUUUCCGCCUGCGUUGGCAUCACAAUCUGGUCUCUGCUGCUGUGGACUACCUCACUGGGGGCUUUGCAGGCGGUCCAGGCCCUUUAUGGCACGUACAUGGCCACCGAGGUCGCUUACUACACGUACAUCUAUGCCAAAAUUAACCGGGACAAGUACCAACAGGUCACGGGAAACACGCGGGCGGCCAUCUUGAGCGGGCGCUUCCUUGCCAGCGUCAUCGGCCAAGCGUUGGUCUCGACCCAGGCCAUGGAUCUGAGGCAGCUCAACUACAUCACCGUUGGCGCGCAGAUAUUUUCUUUGUUGUGGUCCUUCAUCCUGCCACCGGUCCGGAGCAGCGUUUAUUUUCACGGUGCCGCCAAGAAGGAGGAGGACGAUGCCCCUCGAGGGGAGGACCUCCGGGACCGGUCAUCAGGAAGCCACUCGGAAGAAAUCGGCAACGGAAAUGGGCUGAAGAGGAUUGGCCUGGAGGCAGCAAAAGAAGAGCGAAGACUGGCUGCUGCUUCUGCCGACGGGAAGGACGUUUAUCAAAUUGAAGCCUUGCCGCAGCAGCACGUCACCGGCAAAACCUCAUCGGCAACACCAACAUCCGCAAUUAAUCCCACCGCAUCAAACCCGGCAUUAAACCCACCGGCAUCAGCAGCAUUGGCAGCGGUCUCUGCCCCAAAGGACGAAGAUGAGUAUCCGGACGGGCAGCAAACAUCAAAGCAGGAAGUUCACUUUUCGUGCCACCGAGCCGGUCGGCUGCUUUGGACACAUUUCAUCGCUGCUUACUCGAAUCUGACGGUGGUGCAGUGGAGUCUCUGGUGGUCCCUGGCCAUGGCCGGAUUCAUCCAGGUGCAGACCUACGUGCAGUUGCUGUGGCAGGUUAUCAACCAGGACCAUGACUAUCUGUACAACGGUGGGGCGGAGGCUCUGUUGACUCUUUUUGGGGCCAUCUCAGCCCUCCUGGCCGGGUACGUGGCCAAUCGGGUUUUCGAGCAGUGGGCCCUCUGGAUUCUCACCGGUUGUUCUGCGCUUCAGGGAGGUCUCAUUCUGUACUCCAGCUUUGCCACCAACAUCUGGGUGGCGUACGUUGUUUACAUUCUCUUCGGGGUGCUGUACAUGUUUAUGAUCACGAUGGCUAGCGCUUCGGUGGCCAAACACCUGGAGGAGGACAGCUUCGGAUUGAUUUUUGGAAUCAACACAUUCCUGGCACUGGCCUUCCAGACCAUUUUGACGGUGGUGGUCAUUUCGGAAUCGGGCCUAGCACUGGACAUGCGGGGUCAGUUCAAGGUGUACGGAGGAUAUUUUUUGGUACUGGCUGUGAUCUAUUUUGUUCCUGCUACGGUCAGUAGCGUUCAGUAUUGUAGGCGGAAAUCUAGAGUAGGAAGGGCAGAAAGCGAAGAGAGUGGGAAAAACGUCACGGAUAUGGAACGCAGUACUCGGUUUUGAAAUAAA
Messenger RNA from Uranotaenia lowii, 1893 nucleotides. RefSeq names its product thiamine transporter 1-like. Lineage: Eukaryota; Metazoa; Arthropoda; Insecta; Diptera; Culicidae. Gene Ontology annotation, biological process: vitamin transport; transmembrane transport. The coding region runs from base 226 to 1887 and encodes 553 amino acids. Gene Ontology annotation, cellular component: plasma membrane. The record is from RefSeq and is a predicted model, not a curated record. The transcript has 7 exons. Gene Ontology annotation, molecular function: vitamin transmembrane transporter activity.